AUGAUAAUGUCGAUGAUGAUCAGUGAAGCUGAGAACCAUGAAUACUCAGUAGAAGACUUGCGAACGGUGAUCAGCGGCAGUGCGGCCGUCUCCAAAGAUCUUUUCGACGAUUUCCGAGAGGCGUUCCCAUUCGUCAGGAACAUUAUUUCGACGUACGGCAUGACAGAGGUCGGCUUGAUAACGAGGACUGCACCUAGUGAAAAGUACUCAACGACGUGCGGUAAAUUAGCCGCAAAUCUUUCUCUAAAGGUUACUAAUAUUUCAGGAGAUAUCGGGUACUAUGACGACGACGAAAACCUUUACCUCGUCGACAAAUUCAAGGAAAUGAUAAAAGUACACGGUUAUCAGGUCAGCGACACAUUCAUCGACUGUCAAACAGUCUCCAGACGUUGA
Messenger RNA from Cooperia oncophora, 393 nucleotides. Lineage: Eukaryota; Metazoa; Nematoda; Chromadorea; Rhabditida; Trichostrongylidae. The record is from the annotation of a GenBank genome assembly.